Mytilinidion resinicola is the source of this 871-nucleotide messenger RNA. RefSeq lists its product as uncharacterized. Lineage: Eukaryota; Fungi; Ascomycota; Dothideomycetes; Mytilinidiales; Mytilinidiaceae. The record is from RefSeq and is a predicted model, not a curated record. Bases 266 to 721 code for a protein of 151 amino acids. The transcript has 2 exons.
AUUCUGGGGUGCAUACAACGGCCCGCUGGCGGCACCUGAUGCAGCAAAAUCGUCAUGCAAUCCCUGUCUCGGUCCGCGUGUCGUCGGCCUCGGACCUGGCGUCGCACUGCACCGUCCCACUGCUGUGUGGAUGACCCUUGGGACGGCUCUUGACUGUCCUCGGCGCCCGGGUCUUGUGUUCAGAUUAGGAAGACAUCCUUCAACAUUGCAGAAAACUGGAUAGGUCUACCGUUUUGGCAAAGCACAAGCGAGUGCGGAUGUCCGCAUGGUCUUCAAAGAGAUAGAAGGUCGCCAAUAUGGUGCCUCUUUGUGUAUUAGUUAUCACAGCUUAAGUACUAAUUCCACCGCCUCUCUAGACAAAACCGUGACCUCAUAUAGAUGGAUGAUAAGCGAAUACAUCUACGGUUACGGCUUAGAAAGGCACGGAAUGGGCCAACCAUUAGGGGCUUUCUUGUAUCGUAGAUUUUUGACCGAAAGUUCUGAUGUAGAAUGCUCUGAGAUCUUUCGGCAUGCAAAGGAAAGAAGGGACAGGGCAUUAUCUGUUAUACCACCCCAAUGUGCACACUGCCCGAUCUCCACUGCUCACGUGAAAUUCCACAUCCUUCAAACAGGUUCACAUUCGCCAACGCCAACGGUAUGGGCAACGUGCCAACAAAAUUCGGUAGAUUUCUUGAUCCAUCAGGACAUUCUAUCGAGAAUAACUCAGUCUAAUUCGAUAUAGAGAAAUCUAGGAUAUGUAAUUUUUUGGAACGCGCUUCCGACGUCGUGCGACAAAAGAAAAAUCUAUCCAGAAAAAGAGGGAAACAGUAUGUCUUCGAUAUAUGAAAAUAACGCUAUGCAAAUCCAAGGCCAACUCCAAGUCUAUGGGUAU